CACAACCUAACUUGUGGCCAGAAUCAUCUCUCCCUGCUGAUGUGGCCAUUUCCCCCUCUCCUCUAUCCGUUAAACCAAGACCCAGAGAAGAACGAGAGAGGCAACGCAACGGUAACAAAUCAUCGAGAGAGAGAGAGAGAGAAAGAGAGAGAGAGAGAGAGAGAGAGCAAAUCCCCGACCUUUUCGCUCUUCGUAUUUCUCGCAGGAUAAAAGACAAGUGAAGCAAGAAACUGGACACAGAGAGCGGGAAGAAGAAGGAAAAACGAAGCUUCAAAAACAAGAGAAGAAACAGGGGAGAUGGCCGAGAGCAGAGAUCCUGCGUUCAAACUAUUUGGGAAAACCAUACAUAUUUCGGUUGGAGUCGGAGUUUCGGCGACUAUUGGAGAGGAGAUUGUCGGAGAUGAUGGGAAGGUUCCCUCAAACAACGAAGCCAGUCCUGAACCUAAGGACAAUAACGAAGAGGCCCCAACUUCAACGGAAGAAGAGCAGAGGAGCGAUGAAUCGAACGAUUUGCAAAACGAAGAGAAGAUGGAGCAAAAAUCCACAUCACCUGAGAACUCAAAAGCUGAUGAUGAAAAUAACGAAUCAAACAACGAUCCGGAAAACAAAUCCAACAAAAAACCAGACAAGAUCCUUCCUUGUCCUCGCUGCAAAAGCAUGGAAACCAAGUUCUGUUACUACAACAACUACAACAUUAACCAGCCCAGACACUUCUGCAAGAACUGUCAGCGUUACUGGACUGCUGGUGGGAGCAUGAGAAACGUUCCGGUCGGUGCAGGCCGUCGCAAAAGCAAGAGCUCAGCUUCCAAUCAACACUUUCGUCACAUCACUAUCCCGGAUUGUGUUCGAGCCGACUCUGAAUUUGUUCAUCAUCUUCAACCUCUAAAAUCCAAUGGAAUGGUGCUCAGCUUUGGCUCUGACGCCCCUCUCUAUGAAUCCAUGGCUUCGGUGAUGAAACUUGCGGAGAAAACAAUGACAAAUAAGAACCAGAAACUCGAGCAGGGUUCCCCGAACUCAAAUGAACAAGCGAAAGUAUCAUCCGAUUUAAAUUGCUAUGGAAUCCCUCCAAAUGUUUCCAACUUCACUGGAAGUCUUUUGCCUAACCAAUGGGCGAUUCCUCCAUUUCCCUUCCCUUUCUAUCCAAUUCCUGCGUAUUGGAGCAUGCCAUGGCUGCCGCCGCAGCUGCCAACUUCACCGAGCAGCGGGUGCUUGGGGAAGCAUUCAAGAGACGGGAAUUUAUUAAACCAGAAUCUGUCCGAUAGGGGGCAUGCUUCUGUACCUGAGAGUUGUUUUUGGGUUCCGAAGACAAUGAUGAUUGAUGUCCCUGAAAAGCUGCAGAGUGCUCAGUGUGGGCAACCAUGGGAUUCAGGAAUGAUAAAAGCUGAUUUGGUAGGUGGGGGAAUGGGGCUCUUCAAGGCCUUUCAGUCUGCUGGAGACCACAAAAUGAAUUCCACUGUGGUUCCUCAGUUCUUGCUUGCCAAUCCUGCGGCACUUUCAAGGUCUUUCAACUUCCAGGAAAGAUCAUAGAGAGUUCCUGCUCAUGGGGUGAGCGAUUUGUAAUUUGAUUAAGUAGGUUGAGAUAGUUUUAGUAGAAAUUGACUGAGGAAAGAGGAAUUCUGCUGGUUUCCUCUAAUGCUUGAUUUAGGUAUGUUGGUUUGGUGCUUUUUUAUAUGCCUGUAAAUAACUGUAAUUGGUGAAAAUAUAGAUAUUAAGGGAAUAAGUAAUCUGAGAGUUUUCUGCAGAGUGUAUCUCUAAGUCAUAGUGCAAGUA
Messenger RNA from Phalaenopsis equestris, 1770 nucleotides. RefSeq names its product cyclic dof factor 1-like. NCBI's taxonomy places the organism in Eukaryota, Viridiplantae, Streptophyta, Magnoliopsida, Asparagales, Orchidaceae. The record is from RefSeq and is a predicted model, not a curated record. Bases 298 to 1527 code for a protein of 409 amino acids. Gene Ontology annotation, molecular function: DNA-binding transcription factor activity; DNA binding. Gene Ontology annotation, biological process: regulation of DNA-templated transcription. The transcript has 2 exons.